CGUCAACUUACCGCAACCGCAAACGCAUCAACCUCACCUCUCUCCAAGUCAAUUCAAGCAAAUACCGUCAAGAUGGUUGUUAUGUACAAUAUCGCCGGUCGCCAGAUCGCGUCUCACUGGCUCUCGAUCGCCACGCUUUCGAUCACCUUUGGCGGUGCUGCCCUCGCUAUGGGCGGAAAGAAGGCCGAGAAGACCACUACUCCCCCGCUCAACGCGAAGAACAAUGAUGAGGAGAAGUUCAUCAAGGACUUCUUAGCCGAUAUCGAUUCCUCGGAGAAGAAGGGACAGAAGGCUUAGACGGGUGGUGGAUUGGAAAGAGGAUGUUACGGCCCGACGAUGCGUCCGACGACUGGAACCAAUCGAUGUGUACAUAUAAGCUGUAUUCAUGAAUGCAUAGAAGGGUGU
Messenger RNA from Pseudogymnoascus verrucosus, 405 nucleotides. RefSeq lists its product as uncharacterized. The transcript is spliced from 3 exons. The record is from RefSeq and is a predicted model, not a curated record. Gene Ontology annotation, biological process: proton motive force-driven ATP synthesis. NCBI's taxonomy places the organism in Eukaryota, Fungi, Ascomycota, Leotiomycetes, Thelebolales, Thelebolaceae. The coding region runs from base 73 to 297 and encodes 74 amino acids.